Messenger RNA from Dipodomys spectabilis (banner-tailed kangaroo rat), 1776 nucleotides. RefSeq names its product arylacetamide deacetylase-like 4. Gene Ontology annotation, molecular function: hydrolase activity. NCBI's taxonomy places the organism in Eukaryota, Metazoa, Chordata, Mammalia, Rodentia, Heteromyidae. The record is from RefSeq and is a predicted model, not a curated record.
AUGGGCAUCUGUGAGAGCCCCAGCCACAUUGUGGUCCUGAUGCAGGGAAGAGAUGAAGCUGGAGGAUCUCUUCUGUGCAACAUCGCUUUCCUGUGUUCCAAUGCUGUGCUAGUCACACUUUUCAUUCCUAUAACUAAUGCACAAAGAACCGGUCCCUGGCCACGAUUGCCACCACUGGCCAGGCUGCUUCCACAGGACCGCACGGGGUCACAUCACGGGUUUAGGAGAACCCCCCCACACUUUUGCCACCUGUGGCCUGGGGGCUUCUGCAAGAAGGAGCAGAGAGUGGUCACACAGCGAGUCUGGUGUCCCUCACCUCUGCAGCCUCUGCCGCUGUCCCGGGCUAGACUGCUUCCGCAGGCCACUGCCCUGGGCUACAUCCGGGGGGCUAGAGCAGAGCAGUUGGCUGCCCGAGCGUGUGAGGGCCUUCAUGCGGGUUCUGAGUUCCUGUACUCUCCCGGUCAGCACCGGCUCUUGGGAAUCUUCUGGAAGCCUCAGACCCUUGUGGCUCUGUGGUCCCCGGUGGGUCCCCAGCCAGGCCGCCUGGCGGCUCGGCAGGGCCGCAGCCACAGAUUUCAUGCACUCAGAAAACCCUGCUGUUCUGAAGAGGGCACCGCCAGGAAAGGUGAAGUUGAACCACCUCAUUCAAGGUUGAGGCAGCAGUACAGCAGCAUUCACAUGCGGAGUAGAGUUUCCAAGUCUGGGGAUGCAGGGCUGAAUUUGCAGCAGGGGUGUAUACUUGAGAAGCUAAGAAUUUGCUCGAUGCCCAGAUUUCGUCAAUUUGCACUACAUCUACUGCCAAUAUGGAAGGACCCUAGAGUGGUGGUGACCAACCUGCGAUUUGGGACAAUCCGUGUGAGGCUGUUCCAGCCGAAGGCAGUGUCCUCCUGCCCUCGUCGAGGCGUCAUCUUCUACCACGGAGGGGCUGCAGUGAUAGGCAGCCUGGAUGUGUACCACAACACAUGCAGUUUCAUGGCCCUGAAGACAGACUCAGUGGUGCUCUCAGUGGGGUACCGCAAGCUUCCUGACUACCACCACCCAGUCUCUUUCAGGGAUUGUCUGAAUGCCACCAUCCACUUCCUGAAGACACUAGAUACCUAUGGGGUGGACCCCUCCCGGGUUGUGGUCUCUGGAGACAGCUUUGGAGCUAUCAUUGUGGCAUUCGUCAGCCAGGCCUUGGUGGGCAGAACAGAUAUUCCAAAGCUCCGGGGUCAGAUCUUGGUUUACCCUGCUCUCCAGGGCAUCAAUUUGCAGUUACCAUCACAUCAACAGAACAAAAAUGUCCCAAUUCCCCUCACAGAAGUCAUGACAGUUUUAUGCCGUUAUUUUACAAUUGACCCCUCCUGGAAAGAUGCCUUGUUAAAAGGUGCUUGUGUUCCUCCCCAUAUCUGGGAGAAGUAUAAGAAAUGGUUGAGCGCUGACAAUCUCCCUGAAAGGUUCAGAUACAAGUACCAAGCAGAAUUUCCCACACUUUUUAAUGAGGAUGCCUAUCUGGAAACCAGACAUGCUUUUGAAGUAGAAUAUGUACCCCUCAUAGCUGAUGACCAGAUUAUUGCUCAGCUUCCUGGGGCUCUCAUAGUGACCUGUGAGUGGGACUCCUUCAGAGAUGAUGGCCUACUGUAUAAGAAGCGCUUGGAAGACCAAGGGGUCCCUGUGACCUGGUACCACGCAGAAGAUGGUUUUCAUGUGCUUGCCAUUUUUACUAAAAUUAUUUUCAAUUUCCCCUGUUGUGAGAAAGUUAUGUCUGCCAUAGUCAAAUACUUAAGGGAAAUAUGA